AUGGAGGGCCGAGUGCAGCUGAUCAAGGCCCUCCUGGCCUUACCCCUCAGGCACCGGAGGCCUCGCUGGAGGAACCCCAUCCCCUUCCCGGAGACGUUUGACGGCGACACCGACCGGCUCCCGGAGUUCAUCGUGCAGACGGGCGCCUACAUGCUGGUGGACGACACGCUGUUCUGCAGCGAUGCCCUGAAGGUGACAUUCCUCAUCACCCGCCUCACGGGGCCGGCCCUGCAGUGGGUGAUCCCCUACAUCAGGAAGGACAGCCCCCUGCUCAAGGAUUACCGGGGCUUCCUGGCCGAGAUGAAGCGGGUCUUUGGCUGGGUGGAGGACGAGGACUUCUAG
This is a messenger RNA of Pipistrellus nathusii (Nathusius's pipistrelle), 342 nucleotides long. NCBI's taxonomy places the organism in Eukaryota, Metazoa, Chordata, Mammalia, Chiroptera, Vespertilionidae. The record is from the annotation of a GenBank genome assembly.